This is a messenger RNA of Coregonus sp. 'balchen', 3086 nucleotides long. NCBI's taxonomy places the organism in Eukaryota, Metazoa, Chordata, Actinopteri, Salmoniformes, Salmonidae. The record is from the annotation of a GenBank genome assembly.
AUGGCGGCUCUGCUCUGGGCUGCUCUGCACUGGGCUGGCUGGCUGGCUGAGCCUGUGACCAUGGGGGAUUAGACAGGAUUAGCUUUAUGGUAACCUUCCCAAAGUGUCAGUCUGAGACCCAUAGUCCUGUGAAGCAGGCAGCCUGGGAAUCCAGCAGGCCCAACCCCAACGGCCCUAGCGGCCUCCACAGCCCAGGGGACCAGUUCAGAGGGGAUUAAUGCCACAGCCACGCCGCCAUACACACACACAGUCCUACACACACACAGUCCUACACACACACAGUCCUACACACACACACAGUCCUACACACACACACACAUUGGGUGGAGGGGGGGGGGGGGGUACCCUCUGAGUGUAACAAUAAAACAAAGGCUCUCAAUAAUAAAUACCUCACAUGAGGAAAAGUGUAUUUCAGUCUAUCGGUCGGUUAGCCAUAGCUCAGGGAAUUAUUGCUCACUAGGAUAUAGAUGAGCUGCUGACUAAAUCACAUUCAAAUGAAUGAACUACAUUGCCCUUGCUUCUUGCAGUUGUCUUUACUUUCAAGCACUGGUUUUCCAGAUAGCGGCUAUGAUUGUGAUAUGUGGUUGUUUUACCUACCUUAGUUGAAUGCACUGAUCGUAAGUCACUCUGGAUAAGAGCGUCUGCUAAAUAACUAUGAUGGAAAUGCCUUUGACUGUAAUGUAAUAUAAUGGUGUUACUUUCCUGUCUCCCACUCUGUCUAGUUUUUAUUAGAGAUGAAGAUUCUGAUCCUGUCUAGUAUUUAUUAGAGAUUAAGUCUGAUCUUGCCUCCCUCUCUGUCUAGUAUUUAUUAGUGAUGAAGAGUCGGAUCCUGUCUCCCUCUCUGUCUAGUAUUUAUUAGAAAUGUGGGUACUUGGUAUUUUAUUAGGAUCCCCAUUAGCUGUUGCAAAAGCAGCAGCUACUCUUCCUGGGGUCCACACAAAAAAUGAAACAUGACAUAAUACAGCACAUUAAUAGACAAGAACAGCUCAAGGACAGAACUACAUAAUACUUUUUUUAAAGGCACAUGUAGCCUACAUAUCAAUACAUACACACAAACUAUCUAGGUCAAAUAGGGGAGAGGCGUUGUGCCGUGAGGUGUUGCUUUAUCUGUUUUUUUUAAACCAGGUUUGCUGUUCAUUUGAGCAAUAUAAGAUGGAACGUAGUUCCAUUCAAUAAUGGCUCUAUAUAAUACUGUACGCUUUCUUGAAUUUGUUCUGGAUUUGGGGACUGUGAAAAGACCCCUGGUGGCAGGUCUGGUGGGGUAAGUGUGUGUAUCAGAGCAGUGUGUAAGUUGACUGCAAACUAUUUGGGAUUUUCAACACAUGAAUGUUUCUUAUAAAAAGAAGAAGUGAUGCAGUCAGUCUCUCCUCAACUCUUAGCCAAGUGAGACUGGCGUGCAUAUUAUUUAAAUCAGCCCUCUGAUUACAAUGAAGAGCAAGACGUGCCACUCUGUUCUGGGCCAGCUGCAGCUUAACUAGGUCUUUCCUUGCAGCACUCGACCACACGACUGGAUGAAGGAUCCUGUCUCCCUCUCUGUCUGUAGUAUUUAUUAGAGAUGAAGGGUCUGAUCCUGUCUCCCUCCCUCUCUGUCUGUAGUAUUUAUUAGAGAUGAAGAGUCUGAUCCUGUCUCCCUCUGUCUGUAGUAUUUAUUAGAGAUGACGAGUCUGAUCCUGUCUCCCUCUGUCUGUAGUAUUUAUUAGAGAUGACGAGUCUGAUCCUGUCUCCCUCUGUCUGUAGUAUUUAUUAGAGAUGAAGAGUCUGAUACCUGUCUCCCUCUCUGUCUGUCUGUAGUAUUUAUUAGAGAUGAAGAGUCUGAUCCUGUCUCCCUCUGUCUGUAGUAUUUAUUAGAGAUGAAGAGUCUGAUACCUGUCUCCCUCCCCCUCUGUCUGUAGUAUUUAUUAGAGAUGAAGAGUCUGAUCCUGUCUCCCUCUGUCUGUUGUAUUUAUUAGAGAUUCCGAGUCUGAUCCUGUCUCCCUCUCUGUCUGUAGUAUUUAUUAGAGAUGAAGAGUCUGAUCCUGUCUCCCUCUGUCUGUAGUAUUUAUUAGAGAUUCCGAGUCUGAUCCUGUCUCCCUCUCUGUCUGUAGUAUUUAUUAGAGAUGAAGAGUCUGAUCCUGUCUCCCUCUGUCUGUAGUAUUUAUUAGAGAUGAAGAGUCUGAUACCUGUCUCCCUCUCUGUCUGUCUGUAGUAUUUAUUAGAGAUGAAGAGUCUGAUACCUGUCUCCCUCUGUCUGUAGUAUUUAUUAGAGAUGACGAGUCUGAUCCUGUCUCCCUCUCCGUCUGUAGUAUUUAUUAGAGAUGACGAGUCUGAUCCUGUCUCCCUCUCCGUCUGUAGUAUUUAUUAGAGAUGAAGAGUCUGAUCCUGCCCCCAGAACACAUCCUGAAGAGGGGGGACAGUGAGGCGGUGGCCUAUGCCUUCUUUCACCUGCAGCACUGGAAGAGGGCAGAGGGAGCCUUAAACCUGCUGCACUGCACCUGGGAAGGCAGUACGUACUGGGACAUUGAUUGAUUGAUGAAUUAAUGGGUUACUUGAUUAAUUGAUUGAUUGAUUGCAUUAUGCAUUGGCAGUACUCACAUUACAAAUCACUGACAUUAAAAAUCUAUGCACAGACACCAUCCAAUCUAUUCUCAUGCUUGAUGUGUUUUUUUCUGCAUUUCUCUCCUGCAGCUUUUCGGAUAAUUCCCUACCCUCUAGAGAAGGGUCACCUGUUUUACCCUUACCCUGGGUGCACAGAAACAGCAGAUCGGGAACUGCUGCCAAGUAAGCAGUAGGACAAGUAACUACUAUACAGUAUGCUCAAUGCAAUGGUCAAUUCAGCUGUCCACUCAUGAUAUGUGUCUGUCUCUCUCUCUCUCUCUCUCUCUCUCUCUCUCUCUCUGUCUCUCUGUCUCUCUGUCUCCAUGUCUCUCUGUCUCUCUGUCUCUCUCUGUCUCUCUCUCUCUCCUGCAGCCUUCCAUGAGGUGUCUGUUUACCCAAAGAAAGAGCUUCCCUUCUUCAUCCUCUUCACAGCAGGCCUUUGCUCCUUCACUGCCAUGCUGGCCAUGCUCACACACCAGUUCCCUGAGCUCAUGGGCGUCUUUGUCAAAGCA